This is a messenger RNA of Ramularia collo-cygni, 762 nucleotides long. RefSeq lists its product as uncharacterized. NCBI's taxonomy places the organism in Eukaryota, Fungi, Ascomycota, Dothideomycetes, Mycosphaerellales, Mycosphaerellaceae. The transcript has a single exon. The record is from RefSeq and is a predicted model, not a curated record. Bases 1 to 762 code for a protein of 253 amino acids.
AUGCUUGUGGUUAACAGAUCUUUGGCCAAGACGAUACAAGUGCUCGGCGACUGCAAGAACAGCUUCCCGUAUCCACUUCUGACCACUCCAGCCGUUCUGCUCAUGAACAAGAAAUGUUCCGCUGAUACGAUGGAAGUGCCGGACGACUGCAAGCACGUCCUGAGGUUCGACAUCCCCGGCGCCCACGACAUUAAGCCGGUAGAGACUCCAAAGCUCUGCAGAGUCGUCGACCGCGAGACUCUCAAGUCUAUCCACCCCGUCAACAUCAAGAUGCAGUCCCAAGACUGGAUUGAGUCGCUCGAUCGUCACUUCAUCAUCGGCCGUGAGACUCUCAAGUCUAUCCGCACCGUCAACAUCAAGAUGCAGUCACAAGACUGGAUGGAGUCGCUCGAUCGUCACCUCAUCAGUGCGUUUACAUCUCGUUGCAGCAGCAUCAAGAUGCAGUCCCAAGACUGGAUGGAGUCNAUGGAGUCGCUCGAUCGUCACCUCAUCAGUGCGUUUACAUCUCGUUGCAGCAGCAUCAAGAUGCAGUCCCAAGACUGGAUGGAGUCGCUCGAUCGCCACCUCAUCAGUGCGUUCACAUCUCGUUCCAGCAAGCUUGAGUCAUUCGAGCUCAUCUUUCUGGAAGAUCAGACUGACCACCAAUGGCCACAGUACUCAGACAACUACAUUCUCCACCACUUCUUUGGCACUCUCCCGCCACACUUCACCGACUCUCUCACUUCCGCCAUGACCACCCACGACGAGAAUGUCCGAACGUAA